Thunnus maccoyii (southern bluefin tuna) is the source of this 2432-nucleotide messenger RNA. RefSeq names its product stomatin-like protein 2, mitochondrial. Gene Ontology annotation, cellular component: membrane. The record is from RefSeq and is a predicted model, not a curated record. The coding region runs from base 126 to 1178 and encodes 350 amino acids. Lineage: Eukaryota; Metazoa; Chordata; Actinopteri; Scombriformes; Scombridae. The transcript has 10 exons.
GCACCAAUGAUGUAACUUUCAUUUCCUGCUCAGUAAGGGUCACUCACAUGAGUGUAGAGUUUUGGUAGCUAGAGUCCAGUUUGCGGAGCUGAAUCUACUCAGUACAGUCACUCAACUGUAUUUAAAUGAUGCUGCGGACACUGUGUCGGGCCGGCGGGGCGCUUCUGCAGCAAACCCAGCGAACGGCGCCGAGGUUAUGGGUGACACCAGCGCAGCAGCGAUGGGCGUCCAACCUGCCCAUGAACACUGUGGUCCUGUUUGUGCCCCAACAGGAAGCCUGGGUGGUCGAGAGGAUGGGUCGCUUCCACCGGAUCUUAGAGCCGGGUUUAAACUUCCUAAUACCUUUACUUGACCGAAUUCGCUAUGUGCAAAGUCUGAAAGAGAUUGUCAUUGAUGUCCCAGAGCAGUCUGCAGUAUCUUUAGAUAAUGUAACACUACAGAUCGAUGGAGUGCUUUAUUUAAGGAUCCUAGAUCCUUUUAAGGCCAGUUAUGGUGUGGAGGAUCCAGAAUAUGCUGUCACACAGCUGGCACAGACCACCAUGCGUUCAGAACUGGGCAAACUCACACUGGACAAAGUGUUCAGGGAAAGGGAGUCCCUCAACUCCAACAUCGUCCACGCCAUCAACCAAGCCUCAGACGAGUGGGGAAUCCGUUGCCUCCGUUAUGAAAUUAAAGAUAUACAUGUUCCACCUCGUGUCAAAGAAUCCAUGCAGAUGCAGGUGGAGGCUGAGCGUAAGAAGAGAGCCACAGUGCUUGAAUCUGAAGGGACGAGGGAAUCAGCCAUCAACGUCGCAGAGGGUCGUAAACAAGCUCAGAUCCUGGCCUCAGAGGGUGAAAAAGCAGAGCGGAUCAAUAAAGCGGCUGGUGAGGCCCAAGCAGUCCUAGCCAAAGCUGAGGCAAAAUCCAAGGCCAUCCGUAUGCUGUCAGAAGCUCUGACUGAACAGAAUGGAAAUGCGGCAGCCUCGCUAAGUGUGGCCGAGCAGUACGUGUCUGCUUUCUCCAAACUCGCCAAAGAGUCCAACACCAUCCUUCUGCCAUCUAAUAGUGGUGACGUUAGCAGCAUGGUCACACAGGCUAUGACCAUUUACAGUACGCUGGCGAAGACAGCCCCAAAAGUAGCAGCAGCGGCGGAGGAGAAGAGUGAAGAGCCUGAGAAUCAUUCAGCAUCAUCUCAAUAACGGGGGGGGGGGGAUCCGUGAAUGAACUCAAAAGCAGUAAAUGACACAGAACCAGGAGAAGCAGUUUAUGUUUCAUACAGUAGUUACGGGUCUCCAAGGCAUCGCUGUGUGACCGAAGCUCACAUACACAUCCGCUAGCAGGACAGACGGAAAAACUGCCAACUUAUAAACUCUUGGGAUUUCUUGCCUUGGGAGUCCUGGGAAAAUCACAUCUUUUGUAAGAGGAUUUAUAAUCUUCACUGACUAUUGUUUAUGUUGGUCAGUUAUUUUCAGGUUGGGAAAUUUAACACCAGCCUCCAGCCAAAUAUACUCAUAGCAGUGACUUUGGUAGGCUGACAGAAUGGAGACAUUUAUAUUAAAUAAGCCCUGGAUGUUGUGCAGUAUAUGAUUUCUUGGCAUAAUUCCCACAUAAACCCUCAUGGAAUUGGAUGUAAAGGUUUUGAAAAUGUAUAAGUUUAAGUGAAACAUAAGAUUGUGUACAAUGUUUUCUCCUUUUUUUGCAACCUGUUUUGGUACUGUUUUUGGUUCAGUUAGCUCAGGUUUACCAUCUGCUUUGAAACGGCUUGUUUACAGAAAUCAGAAGCAAUUGUUCAACUGUCUUCAGCAUCGUUGGGACCAGCAACUUUAAGUUGCUACAUGUGAUGUCUGGCUGGAGGGCUCAGCAUGGUCAAAAGUUUCCCAAAGUGUAGUAAAUUGACAGUUUGGCUCAUGUUAUAUUAAAACUUUAUUGUAUCUCCCUUGAAAAGCAAAACCAAUCAUUGCUUGAGAAAUAGUCUUGAGAAUUCAGAAAUAUUUCCCUCUUGAUAGUAUACAAAGUCAGUGUGCCUGUCCUCUUCAUGUAUGUAUUCGCCUCUUAUGUCUUAUGGGAUAUAUUUAUUAGAUAUCAAGGAUUUCUGUAAAGAAAGACCACUGAUGCUUACAGGUUUAUGGAAAAUAGUGCAAAAUGAAACCAGCACAUCUUAGUGUUUAUCAUUUGAGACCCUCACAAGAGACUUUAGAAGGUAUAUGUGGGGGGGGAAUGGGAUGUUGUGAAACACUUGUUUAAAAAUAUACAAUUAUGUUAAAAGAAAAUGGUGCAAAAGAGAAACUAGUGGAUUUCUUCAUAUGUAAUGAUAUGAAAUAUGUUGAUUAAGAAAAAUUCACAGUAUGAUUUUGGAAAAUGAAUGUUAAAGUUCACCUCCAUGUUUUAGUUUUCUGUUGCGGUUCUGCAAUGUUAAAUUAGCAUAAAAUAAAGAACAUUGUUGAAUUGUUUAA